AUGUCCCUUCUUCACAAUGAGGACUUCACAAUCUGGCAACUACGUUCGUCUUACCUCUCGACGAUUAAAGACGGAAUUGGAGAUCGCCUCAUCAACGUCAAUGAUUCAGUCCUGAAUACCCCGGGUUUCCGCGCGGCGGGCUGGUCAACCGCCUCCGCGUUCCCGAAUACACACAGCUCAUCCCACCUGAAGCGCACCUACUCCCCGCCGAUUCCCACUACUGCAAAUGUAUCUUCGGAGUAUUACAAACUCGCGGAGCGCAAUGCGAGACCCUCAAAUCAUGAUUUGCAAGGUCUUGGUAUGGAGGACGGUGACGAUGAUGGGGGCAUGGUGACCGGCAAGAGCCAUACGGAGAUGACCGCACGACGACAUCAUGCGCGAAACGGAAAGAAGAAGAGUCGACGAGAACGGCAGCAAGAGGUACAGAGGCAAGCUGUUGCGGAGGAGGAUGACAGCAGUGAUUUAAGUGACGACAGCGACGACGACGAAGGGGACAAUGUCGGGAGUGCUGUUGAUCAGAUCAAAUUCCACAAGAUGCCCAUUCGCCGAGACCGAGCUGAUUCCUCUCCAAGGCGCUCGGAAGACCAGAAGGAGAGACCAGAAGUGAUGAUUACAUCUCCGUCAACCCAAACCAUUGCGAACCAGUACAACUCGAUUCCGCUCAGGCCUCGUCGAGACACAACUACUAGCAGCGACCUAUCGACAGAUAACGAAACUGAUCACCGAGGCUACAAGAGUCAGGUUUCAUUCUCCGGAAGCGACCAUAUUGUCGAUCAUCCUCGCAGGCGGCGUGAACGAACUGGAAGUCGCGGCGCAGAGAGCCUGGCUCUUGGAGAACUUCACGAGGAGGACGAGGAAGACUCUGGCGCCGAGUCCGUGGUGUCUGCAAUCUCGUCUGAUUUCGACAACACUGCAGGAUCUGGCUCUUUGCUUUUGGCAGGCGUUGCCGGAGGGUUGAAUUUGUCCUCACCCAUGGUGAUGAUGAACAAAUUACCCCCAGGCACAGGGCCACAGAACAGUUCACACCGCAAAAGUCGUGCACCGGCACCUACAUUACAAGAUCUUCCUCCGCCGCGACCUAUCAGCAUGGUACAGCCAGUUAGUCUGUUGACCAGUCAACUGAAGGCACGGAAGCGCGCACCAAGUAACCCGGUGGACAAAUUCGUGGUGCUCUCUGGGCGAGGCCAAGAAGAUGCCUUGUACCUGAAGAUUUACGCCCCAUUCUCUAGUGACCCUGAAGAUCCGCUGGAUCUGCCGGUGACCCGCGAGUCCAAGCUCGCAGAGCAGCCUGCACCGGUCACUGUUGCCGAAACAAUCGGCCUAGCUCUAUGGAAAUACUCAGCAGAUUCUCGUGGCCCAGCGCUAGGCCGUGAAAAGUUGACUGUAAAUCGGUGGACUUUACGAAUGGUUGAUGAUGGCGAAGUCGAAUAUGACUUCCCAGCACUUGGCCGAACCCUCCCUAUGACGGACUUCACGUCAAACAAUAACCAACCCCCCAAAGCCCGACAGCGAACAAGAGGCAAACCCUACGACGAGUUCGCUUUGGUCGAAGCAUCGAAGACCGAGUUUGAGGAAAAUGAAAAGCUGUACCCACAGUUCAGUUCCAGUGUUGGAUCAGACGAGACCGACCAACCUGCCAACCUGACGGCUCCGGGGACUACCCAACAGCCUACCUCAAACAGCAAGACCCCUCAGAUCACACCAGCUCGGGCAAAUCCCAUCCUGGGCCAGCCGUUCUCAUCAGCACUCAACCACAGUACUCUCACACCCGCCGAUCGACCCGCAGUGCCCACUUCGCAUGCCACUCCUCGCAUGGGUGUUGCGAAAACCCUCAAGAUUCGUUUCAUUAACACAGAGGCUUCUGCCCAUGUUAUGACCAUCAACACAUCCACCGAUAGCUAUAUUGCCGAAAUCCUGGACUCUGUGUGCAAGCGAUGGGGUCAAGACAAGGGUAACUACCUGCUCAAGGUGAUGGGGUCCAACACGAUUGCGCCUCUGGACCGCACUGUGGAGGCACUGGGUAGCAUCACCGAGCUUGAUCUGGUUCGCCGCCGCUUUGGUGGUGGUCCCCUCGCUCUCGGAACUUCACCCGGUAGCUCAUCACCGAACGCACCUCUCAUGGUAGAAAGCACCGAGCCAGCAACCUCCAAGAAAGCCAAGAAGGAGGCCAAGAAGGGUGCACAGCGUAUGCUGCCUUCCGCUUCUCAGAAACAGGACCACCUGGGUGGAUACUACCGCCGGUACCACGUGUUCCGCAAACAACCCAUGUCUUUCACAGCCUCCAAUCAUCGUAUCCUUACCUUUGAAAAUGACUACAUGCACAUUGUGCCUGGGGAUACCGGCAAAACAGCUUCUGGAGGCAAGACCCGGUCGAUCAGUUUCAGCGAUGUGAUCGGUUCCAAGGUCAGCCGGAGACACCCCAAGAGCUUCCGCGUGAUGAUCGUUCGAGGAAACGACGCCACCGAACAGAAGCGGUAUGACUUUGAAGCACGCAGCACUGGCGAGGCAGAUGAGAUUGUCAGUGAGAUCAAGAAGAACAUGGCACAUUAUCGCAUUUGA
Messenger RNA from Penicillium brevicompactum, 2559 nucleotides. RefSeq names its product Sin1 family protein. Gene Ontology annotation, molecular function: phosphatidylinositol-4,5-bisphosphate binding. Gene Ontology annotation, biological process: TORC2 signaling. The record is from RefSeq and is a predicted model, not a curated record. Lineage: Eukaryota; Fungi; Ascomycota; Eurotiomycetes; Eurotiales; Aspergillaceae. Gene Ontology annotation, cellular component: cytoplasm; TORC2 complex; plasma membrane. The transcript has 3 exons. Bases 1 to 2559 code for a protein of 852 amino acids.